AAACCCCCCUUUCUGAUAUCGUUUCCCACCCUCCUCCCAUGCUGCAGCAUUGCUCUUUCUGCUUUGUAGUCUCCUGCAACACUCACAGAUUCAAAUGUCACUCGGCUUAAUUUGUUCUAAUUAUUUCUGGGUUGUUGGGAGAAUUUUUGGACUUCAGUUUGACACAUAGGGAGUUGGGUUUCUCUAUUUUGUGGCAUCAAUCGAGUUACUUUUAACUUCUGAGAUUUGGGCUUUUUGGUAAUGGCAACGGGUAUAUCACCGUCUCUUACGCCUUCCAAUACUCGAACCCCAAUGGGAGUACUGACAGUUCUCGGAGGGAGAGUUUCGAUGGAAAAUAAUCCCUUGGUUAGAGUAGGCUUACUGAAGUUGUUGGAUGAAAAGAAUGGUUUUCCAGGUGUUAGCCAAAAGGUUGCUUCAAAUUGGUCUCAUGUUAAAUGUUCUGCUAUCUCUCUGAGUGUCAACAACUAUCCUAGUAAAGAUCCGUUUAUGAAUUUACACCCUGAAAUUUCAAUGCUUAGAGGCGGUGAGGGGAACAACUCAGUUACUAAUCCGAGACAGGAUAGUUCAAGUGGGAGUAUCACAGAGAGCUUAAGAGGUUCGUCGAGUUCAAGUAAUUACAAUGAGGCUAAGAUCAAAGUUAUUGGUGUUGGAGGUGGUGGGUCAAAUGCAGUUAAUCGUAUGAUAGAGAGUUCUAUGAAGGGUGUGGAAUUCUGGAUUGUUAAUACUGAUGUUCAAGCCAUGAAAAUGUCGCCUGUGUUUUCCGAGCAGCGACUACAGAUUGGUCAAGAGCUUACCAGAGGACUUGGUGCUGGUGGGAACCCAGAUAUUGGCAUGAAUGCCGCGAAAGAAAGCAAAGAAGUCAUAGAAGGCGCAGUUUAUGGUGCAGACAUGGUCUUUGUGACUGUAAGUCCAAAUAUUAGUUUCCAGCAUAUAUUGGCCGGAAUGGGUGGAGGAACGGGCACCGGUGGGGCUCCUGUUAUUGCUGGGGUUGCUAAGUCGAUGGGUAUCUUGACUGUUGGUAUUGUCACUACCCCUUUCUCUUUUGAGGGGAGACGGAGAGCAGUUCAAGCCCAAGAAGGAAUUGCAGCUCUGAGAGAAAAUGUUGACACACUAAUUGUCAUUCCAAAUGACAAGUUAUUGACUGCAGUUUCCCCAUCUACACCAGUAACAGAAGCAUUUAACCUGGCUGACGAUAUUCUUCGACAGGGUGUUCGUGGUAUUUCUGACAUAAUUACGAUCCCGGGGUUGGUGAACGUUGAUUUUGCUGAUGUGCGAGCUAUUAUGGCCAAUGCAGGUUCUUCAUUAAUGGGAAUAGGAACUGCAACAGGUAAAACCCGGGCAAGAGAUGCUGCAUUAAAUGCCAUUCAAUCACCUUUAUUGGAUAUUGGUAUAGAGAGGGCUACUGGAAUUGUGUGGAAUAUAACUGGUGGGAGUGAUCUAACAUUAUUGGAGGUAAAUGCUGCAGCAGAGGUCAUAUAUGACCUUGUGGAUCCAAAUGCCAACUUAAUAUUUGGAGCUGUCGUAGAUCCCUCACUAAGUGGUCAAUUUGAAGCAAUUGGCCAGGAAAAGAGGAAAAAAUAUGGAAACAAGGGAAAAACUACAAAAGCGAUUGGUGGGGUCAAGGCAAAACUAAGGCUAUAG
Messenger RNA from Ilex paraguariensis (yerba mate), 1641 nucleotides. The record is from the annotation of a GenBank genome assembly. Lineage: Eukaryota; Viridiplantae; Streptophyta; Magnoliopsida; Aquifoliales; Aquifoliaceae.